This is a messenger RNA of Aspergillus steynii IBT 23096, 1800 nucleotides long. RefSeq names its product protein-degrading AAA family ATPase MSP1. The record is from RefSeq and is a predicted model, not a curated record. Gene Ontology annotation, molecular function: ATP binding; ATP hydrolysis activity. The transcript has a single exon. The coding region runs from base 213 to 1454 and encodes 413 amino acids. Gene Ontology annotation, cellular component: mitochondrial outer membrane. NCBI's taxonomy places the organism in Eukaryota, Fungi, Ascomycota, Eurotiomycetes, Eurotiales, Aspergillaceae.
CUCUUCGAUCCUCUCCUGUUGCUGGUCUCGGGAAAUUUCAGUCCGGUUUUCUUAUUUUGAUCGCUUUUCGCUGUCUACUCUACUGUGCUAUUUAUCUCCAAGGCUUAUCUCCUCACGUAUUCUCUCUUUCGCUGACCCUCCGUCAUGGCUUCCGCGCGCGGUCCACGAUGGCAGCAAUUCCUGCAAGAGCUGGUAAUGGUUGCCGGCACGGUAUGUCUUCCUGCGCUGCGACCAGUCGCCAGGGGCUAAUGAUAUCGUCUCAGUCGGCUUCGGCCUAUUUUCUCAUUCGCUAUCUCCUCUCCCGCCUUGAUUUUGACCCCGAAAGUCAGAAGAAAGAGGAACAACGUCGCAAGUCCGCCGCUAUUCUGCGCAAGUUAGACGGAGGAGAAGAGUCGGAGGAAGAGACGCCGCGCGGUGAAGGAAAGAAGGGCCGCCGACCAAAGCGAGGCGACCUGGUUCUCAACCAGUAUGAGCAGGCGAUUGCGAUGGAUGUGGUGGCUCCCGACGACAUUCCCGUUUCCUUCGAGGAUAUCGGUGGCUUGAGCGAGAUCAUCGAGGAACUGAAAGAGUCCGUGAUCUAUCCCCUGACCAUGCCUCAUCUAUACACGUCCACCUCGUCGCUCCUCACGGCCCCGUCGGGUGUUCUGCUAUACGGCCCGCCUGGAUGCGGGAAGACCAUGCUGGCGAAGGCUCUUGCGCAUGAGAGCGGGGCAUGCUUUAUCAACCUACAUAUCUCAACCCUGACCGAAAAGUGGUAUGGCGAUUCGAACAAGCUUGUCAAUGCGGUCUUUUCGCUGGCCCGAAAGCUGCAGCCCUCCAUUGUCUUUAUUGACGAGAUCGACGCCGUCCUGGGAACCAGACGCAGCGGGGAACACGAGGCGAGCGGCAUGGUCAAGGCAGAAUUCAUGACUCACUGGGACGGUCUUACCUCGGCCAAUUCCUCCGGUGAACCUCAGCGUGUUGUCGUGCUGGGUGCGACCAACCGAAUUCAGGAUAUCGACGAGGCGAUUCUCCGGCGAAUGCCCAAGAAAUUCCCGGUGGUUCUGCCUCCGGCGCCGCAGCGUCUCCGGAUCCUGAGUCUCAUCCUCAAGGACACCAAGGUGGAUCGGGAGAAUUUCGAUCUUCACUAUUUAGUCAAAGCCAUGGCAGGCAUGUCGGGUAGUGACAUCAAGGAGGCUUGUCGUGAUGCCGCCAUGGUCCCGGUCCGGGAGCUCAUUCGUCAGAAAAAGGCCGACGGUCAGCAAAUGACGUCCGUCGACCCUAGCGAGGUUCGCGGUCUUCGGACCGAGGACUUCUUUACUCGUGCUGGGGGUGUUCGAGUCAUUCCACCACCUGCCCAAAUACAGACACAAUCCAGCAAAGCUAACUCCGAGAAGGAAUGGGUUUCCGAGUCAGAGGGCGCCUCCGAAGCGGACGCACGGCCGUCUGCAGAGAUGGUCGAACCUCCGGAGUGAUUUCCUUGUUUAUGUGCGAUGAUACUAUAUUUGACUCUUUGCUAUUCUGCCACUUCUACGCAUCUCAGGACCUGGCAUCCACCCUCCUCUUCGUUAUGCUGCGCUCUUCUUUCUAUUUACUGAACAUAAUAACCGAUCUUCACCCGCCAGCUUUUUGGGGUACACGACUGGGUUCUAGUACGGCCACGAGAAAUGUUUUUUUUUUUUCUAUAGAGCACCCGAUCUUGCUUUUUCACUUCCGUGUAUUAUCAUUAGAUGGGCUAUUCAAUGAAUGAUAUUGCCUUCCAUUACGCCUAAGUUAACUGUACAGUUGAUGGACACCGAACACCCGACCCUGGUCCCGAAC